Messenger RNA from Gastrolobium bilobum, 627 nucleotides. RefSeq names its product protein DETOXIFICATION 40-like. Gene Ontology annotation, biological process: transmembrane transport. The annotation marks the transcript as partial. NCBI's taxonomy places the organism in Eukaryota, Viridiplantae, Streptophyta, Magnoliopsida, Fabales, Fabaceae. Gene Ontology annotation, molecular function: xenobiotic transmembrane transporter activity; antiporter activity. The record is from RefSeq and is a predicted model, not a curated record. Gene Ontology annotation, cellular component: membrane. The transcript is spliced from 4 exons.
CGUGAGAGUGAGCAACGAACUAGGAGCAAGAAAUCCAAAAUCAGCAGCAUUUUCGGUGGUGGUGGUGACAUUGAUUUCUUUCAUAAUAUCAGUGAUCGCAGCAUUGGUGGUGCUUGCAUUAAGGGAUGUCAUUAGCUAUGCCUUCACAGCGGGUGAAGAGGUAGCUGCUGCAGUCUCAGAUCUUUCUCCAUUGCUAGCUCUUUCUCUUGUCCUCAAUGGCAUUCAACCCGUCUUAUCCGGGGUGGCUGUUGGAUGUGGAUGGCAAACUUUCGUUGCUUAUGUAAACGUGGGUUGUUAUUAUGGAGUUGGCAUACCAUUGGGUUCGGUUCUCGGCUUUUAUUUCAAAUUUGGUGCUAAGGGAAUUUGGAUUGGAAUGCUGGGUGGCACAACUAUGCAAACAGUUAUUCUAAUGUGGGUCACAUUUAGAACGGAUUGGACUAAGGAGGUAGAGGAAGCAGCCAAGAGGUUGAACAAAUGGGGGGAAAAGAUUAAGGAGCCGCUUCUAAACUAAAUUACUAAAGUAUUGAGGAUAAAUAAAACAGUUUUUUAAUUUUCAGAAUAAUUUUUUUUGUUUAAUAAUGUUUAUUUUGUAAAAAUAAUUCUAAAAAUUAUAUCUAUCUUUAAAUU